Xiphophorus couchianus (Monterrey platyfish) is the source of this 3922-nucleotide messenger RNA. Its product is annotated as phosphatidylinositol-binding clathrin assembly protein. NCBI's taxonomy places the organism in Eukaryota, Metazoa, Chordata, Actinopteri, Cyprinodontiformes, Poeciliidae. Gene Ontology annotation, molecular function: 1-phosphatidylinositol binding; SNARE binding; clathrin heavy chain binding. The record is from RefSeq and is a predicted model, not a curated record. Gene Ontology annotation, biological process: synaptic vesicle budding from presynaptic endocytic zone membrane; clathrin coat assembly; clathrin-dependent endocytosis. The coding region runs from base 1014 to 2897 and encodes 627 amino acids. Gene Ontology annotation, cellular component: clathrin-coated pit; synaptic vesicle; extrinsic component of presynaptic endocytic zone membrane. The transcript has 20 exons.
AUCAGCUGAUUCUACGCUGCCAUUUUGUCCGGCAGAGCAGCAGUCAGUCAGUCAGUCCGUGCGGAGAAAGCUGUGAGGAGACUUCCCAGACAGCGUCACCGGACUGUUGGUGGGGGGGGGAAAACCCGGUAAUGUGGUUGUAGCAUCCGGAAAACAGCACCAGCCGAACGAGGGGACUCCGAAGGAAAAGGACCGAGCCAAAGGAGCUGUCAUUUUCAACUUACCGGGUCCGCCGGCUGGGCUCGGCUGCCGCUCGACUCGACUCGGCUCGCUCUCUGCUUGGCUAAUCUCUUUAGCUCUUCGGCUAGCUUCUCGCACCUUGAGGAGGAGGAAGAGGGGGGAAACUGGCUGUCAGUGUUGCAGUAACCUCUGACAAACUUUGAAUAAUGCUCUCUUUAGUUCCUUCUUACUUUCCCCACCGGAGCGGGCUCUAAACAGGCACUUUACUGGGGAAGCAGCGAUAGCUUUAACAGCCGAGCUAACAAGUUGACGUGGAGGAGGAACUCAAGUUUUUCUCUUUCUUUUUUUAAAUUUUUUUUUUCAAAGCUUUGAUUUUUUUCUUCUUCUUUUUACACGGAUUACUUCGUUUUCUGCCAAACCGGACCCGGACUUGUCGCUUUUGGUGACUUCAAACAAAGAAUUCAGGUUUUGAAGCAGCCUGUUAGCUAUGUUUAUUUGUGGCCAGAAAGUGAUUUCAAGUGUUUCCAGAUUCCACUGUGGGACUCUUUCCUGGUUCGAGUACUGCAACGGAAACAUUAGCUAACACACACUAGCCCACAACAGCGUCCUUCUGCUUUAUUUACUUCAUAAAUACAAGGAAUAAACUUCCCUCCUCCUUUUUUUUUUUUUUUUUUUGAACUUAUCUCCAAAGAUAAACUGCCGGUUCAGUCAAAUCGGUUUUGCAGCAGCAGUGAUCCGGAGCUUGGUUUGAAGUUUAAAGUUCCGAUCCAUUGAUUGGGUCGUUGUUCUGUCUUGAUUGAGCUGAAGGGGAGAAAAAAGAAAACCCAACAGAGAUGUCGGGCCAGUCUAUUACGGAUCGGAUCGCUGCGGCGCAGCACAGCAUGACGGGCUCUGCCAUCAGCAAGGCGGUGUGCAAAGCCACCACACACGAAGUGAGCGGACCUAAGAAGAAGCACCUGGACUAUUUGAUCCACUGCACCAAUGAGAUGAACGUCAACAUUCCCCAGCUGGCAGACACUCUUUUCGAGAGAACAGCCAACUCAAGCUGGGUGGUGGUCUUCAAAGCCCUCAUUACCACCCACCACCUCAUGAUGUACGGCAACGAGCGUUUCAUCCAGUACCUGGCCUCCAGAAACACUCUGUUCAACCUCAGCAACUUCUUGGAUAAGGGAGCUCUGCAAGGUUACGACAUGUCAACCUUCAUCAGACGAUACAGUCGCUACCUGAACGAAAAGGCCAUGUCCUACAGACUGGUGGCUGUGGAUUUCACCAAGAUGAAGAGAGGUGUCGACGGCGUGAUGCGCACCAUGAACGCAGAGAAGCUCAUCAAGACUCUGCCCAUCAUCCAGAACCAGCUGGACGCUCUGCUGGACUUUCAGGCCAAUCCUAACGAGCUGACCAAUGGAGUGAUCAACUCGGCCUUCAUGCUGCUCUUUAAAGACUCCAUAAGGCUCUUUGCUGCGUACAAUGAAGGAGUCAUCAACCUGUUGGAGAAAUACUUUGACAUGAAGAAGAAUCAGUGUAAAGACGCUCUGGACAUCUACAAGAAAUUUCUUUACAGGAUGACAAAGCUGUCGGAGUUCCUCAAAGUGGCUGAGCACGUUGGAAUAGAUCAGGGUGACAUCCCAGAUCUCUCACAGGCCCCCAGCAGCCUCCUGGAGGCUUUGGAGCAGCACCUUGCCUCUCUGGAGGGCAAGAAGACGAAGGAGUUGAAUGCAGACACAAGAGCGUCCACCUUGUCGAGUGCUGUCUCGUCUCUGUCCUCCACCGGCAUGUCCUUCAGCCGCAUGGAUGAGAAGGAGAAGCAGCAGGCCUUGGAGGAGGAGCAGGCCAGGCUGCUGGCUCUCAAGGACCAGCGCCUGAAGGAGAUCAGCAUGCAGACUCCACCCUCCGCCUCCCCCAGCAGCCAGUCGGUCGGCAGCGCCAACAACAACAACCACAUUUCUCACACCCCAGAGUUGUUUGGCUCCGUGCUGAAUGCAAACAGCGUCCCCAACCUGAACAGCGACCUGUUUGAUCUUCAGCCGGCCUUCAUCCCCGCCGUGCAGAGCACUCCUUCCAUCUCCAACGCCAACAGUGCCUGGGGAGGACUGGAGAGCCAGCCGCUGCAGCAGACCACCCCGGCCAUGAGUGUAGAUUUCGAUGCCGUGUUCGGGAAUAAGGCCACACCCAGUAACAACGGCCCACAACCUGCAGCCGGUUUCGAUGCUCUCGGAGACCUGUUAAAGCCCACAGUCACUGCGCACACCGCACCACCUCCUCCUCCUCAAAUGGCCAUCCAUCCUGGAGGAAAGCUGCUAGCCAAUGACCUCGACUCCUCUCUGGCCAACCUUGUGGGCAAUCUGCAGUUUGGUGGAACCGGUGCCAAGAAGCCAGAGAUGCAGUGGAACCAGGCUGGUGAGAAGAAGUUAACCGGUGGCCAAAACUGGCAAAAUAAGACCAUGUCGACCACGCAGUGGAGCCCCGCACCCAUGGCUCCACAGCCCAUGCCUGUGCCACAUGUGAAUGGAAUGUUCUAUACUAGUUAUGCUCCAGCGCCAAUGGCUUUCCCCAUGACAACACCACAAGUGCCUGUGUAUGGAAUGGUCCCUCCCCAGAUGGCUCAGAUGGGUGGGGUACCUGUGAUGGCUCCACAGCCGAUGAUGUACAACCAGCCUGUUCUCAGACCCACCAACCCUUUCGCGCCCAUGCCAGGAGCCCAGAUGCAGUUUAUGUAAUCCAUUCAGGGGGGAAGCUGAGUGCCAAAAGCGACAAACAAAGCAGCAGAAAAACCCCCAACAAAAACUCACGAGAGGACGAUCGAACGGAAGGGGGGGAACGAUUUGAUCAGGCGAACGAAGAGACACAGACAAGCUGACCGACAGACACCGAAACAGAAGGAGGCCAUGAGGGGCGGAGGGUGUGGGACUCUGUCCCGGCUGGAACGACUGCUGUCGUGCGUGUGUGUGUGUGUGAGUGUGUGUGGGAGAGUGUGGAGCUUCUCUGUGUUUAUCAUUUGUGUUUUAAAUCGUGCAGACGGAGGGAUGGGAUGGACGGACGUCUGGUUUUCACCCAGCCUGUUCGGUUCGGUGUCUGGAUCCAGAAUUAGCUUUAUUUCAAACUGGUGCUAUAUUGUCCUCUCUGAGUUCCUGUCUGCCUGCAACAGCAACUUGGGAGGACGUGUCCUCUUAUUAGAGGACGUGUGUGUGUGUGUGCGCGUGUUCGCAGCAGUUGUUCCAGGUAAUGCAGCCUCUCCUCUCUCUCCUCCCCCCUCAGUCUCUGUUUGUUUUUCAGAGAGAAACGCAGAGGCACAUUUUCUCAAGUAUGUUUCCUGUAAUUUUCCAAUCCAUGUAUUUCUUUUUUCCCCUUCUGUUUUCUUUGCCUUUAACGUUAUCAGGGCUUGUACAGCAGUUUGUCGGAGCGUCAAACAGUAACCCAGCGUUUUCUCCUCAUGGCUUCUUGAGCUCUGCCGCUUUUACGUCAAGACGGGAGAUCGACGACGCGUCGGGACAAAAAAAAAAAAAAAAACACACACAUUUUGUCUCAAGGGCUCGUCCCACCAGGGAAAACGCAGCAAAACGAGUCCAGAUGUUGCGGAGAUUGUUGACUUGCAGCUGCGUCGUGAAAACUGCUGGAAACCUGCCAGUCUGUGUGCUUCUAGUCUGCCCAGGGGUUGGGUUCUUCACGUACAAUGUCACAUGAAACGGAUCGAUUUUGACCCUAAAAGUAAUCAAUGAAGCUGUGUAUAUAAGCAAAAAAAAAA